AUGGCGUUUGUGGCGGGGCUGGUCCUCUUCUAUGUCCCGGAGGAGCCGGCCUUCCAGCUUUUCGGCCGCCUCCUCUCCUCCUCCGGCCCCAACCUGCGUCGCUUCUACCUGCCCGGCCUGGCGGGGCUCAAGUUGGAGCUGCUGCGCUUCGACAGGCUCAUGCAGCGGCACAUGCCGGCCCUGCGCUCCCACCUCGAGGUGCACGGCGUGAUCCCCGUCCUCUUCGCCAGCCAGUGGUUCCUGACGGCCUUCGCCUGCCCCUUCCCGGUUUCCUUUGCCUGCCGCGUCAUCGACGGCCUGCUGGCCGAGAACGGCAGCGAGGUGCUGCUGCGUGUGGGCCUGGCCAUCAUGGCCGAGUGCGAGGCUGACCUGCUGCUGCGGGACGACUUUGAGGACCUGCUGACCUUUCUGAAGGCGGAGCCGCUGACGUGGCCGGCCUACCGCACGCGGCGGGUGCUGGAUGCCGCCAUGAAUGGCAGCCUGGAUUUGGGCUGCGAGGAGGUGCAGGGCGCCAGCGAGGAUGGCGCUGGGCCAGUGCCCCCACCCCUGCCCAGGACGCCGCUCAAGGGAGCUGACCCCGCACGGGAGGAGAGCCCCUCCCCUGCACCCCUCAUGGCCGCCGCCGACGCGGUGGAUGCCGACGUCGCCAAGCAGCGGGCAGAAAUGGACGAGGACUUUUUGGAGAUGGUCCUGGAGCUGGACCACCUGUGGACGGGGGGGGCGGUGUCCAACGCCGCCAGCGCGGCGUAUGACGAGCACCUGGGCGGAGUCCGCAGUGCUGAAGGGGCCUGA
Auxenochlorella protothecoides is the source of this 792-nucleotide messenger RNA. RefSeq names its product GTPase-activating protein GYP5. The coding region runs from base 1 to 792 and encodes 263 amino acids. The record is from RefSeq and is a predicted model, not a curated record. NCBI's taxonomy places the organism in Eukaryota, Viridiplantae, Chlorophyta, Trebouxiophyceae, Chlorellales, Chlorellaceae. The transcript is spliced from 4 exons.